GCCUGGGGAAUGAAAUGCCCCAGGCUCUGUGAGUGCACAAGGCGCAGGCGCAAAGGGGUGGGGUGGCAGCUGCAUCGGGUAGCAGGCCGUUUUGGCAGCACCAUCCGCAACAGGUGUAGACAGGUCCCACCUGAUUCCACUCUGGAAAGCCCUUUUGAAGAAAUGGCCCUGGUGAGGGGCGGCUGGCUGUGGAGACAGAGCUCCAUCCUCCGCCGCUGGAAGCGGAACUGGUUUGCGCUGUGGCUCGAUGGCACUCUGGGCUACUACCAUGAUGAGACAGCACAGGAUGAGGAAGACCGCGUGCUCAUCCACUUCAACGUCCGUGACAUAAAGGUCGGCCAAGAGUGUCAGGAUGUGCAGCCCCCAGAGGGCCGGAGCCGUGACGGGCUGUUGACUGUGAACCUAAGGGAGGGCUCCAAACUGCAUCUGUGCGCAGAGACCCGGGAUGAUGCCAUAGCAUGGAAGACGGCGCUGCUGGAGGCAAAUGCCACCCCGGCCCCAGCUGGAGUCACCGUCCCACCCAGGAACCGACGGGUUUGCCCCAAGGUCAGGUGCGUGACCCGCUCAUGGAGCCCCUGUAAAGUUGAGAGGCGGAUCUGGGUGCGUGUCUACAGCCCAUACCAGGACUACUACGAGGUGGUGCCCCCCAAUGCCCAUGAGGCCACAUACAUCCGCAGCUACUACGGCCCGCCCUAUGCAGGUCCCGGCGUGACACACGUGGUGGUGCGGGAGGACCCCUGCUACAGCUCGGGCGCCCCGCUGGCCAUGGGCAUGCUGGCUGGGGCUGCCACGGGCGCAGCGCUGGGCUCGCUCAUGUGGUCGCCCUGCUGGUUCUGAACCUUGGGACUCCGGGCUCCGGACUCUGCGCUUCCCGCUACCCUCCCUUACCUGUUGGUCCCCUACCCCACCCCACCCCCGCACCCACUCUGACCCGGUCCUCUCUGUGAGCCUCUGCUGGGCUUGUACCGUCUCUCCUUUUCUCCUACUCGCCUCUCCCAAACCCAGAAGAAGCUAUCAUCUCAGGCGUGAACAUGGCUUGAAAUCCCCACAUCCAGACUCCCCAGAAAUCCCUUAUAGACACAGAUGCAUGUAUUUCCUCCAAACGCACCAGGAGACAGCAAACCACUUCAUUUGGCUUCAAAUUCCCCAGGCUCUGGUGUGACAACGUGAAUAGGGCCCCCUGCUCUCUCCUGGGAAAGCAUCAGGCCCGGUGAGGGGAACAGGAGUAAACAAACACUUAGGUUACCUGUCCUUUGACAAGGCAGGGGAAGGGAGGAGGCAGGUAGGCGGGAGUGCUGCUGUUGGCACAUGCAAAGAACUAAAGGGGAGGCCAUGGGGCGGGGAGGGUGGUCAUGGUGAGCUUCGGGCUAGGAAGCUUGCCAAGUAAAGGGGUGAUGUGAGUUUUUCAUAGAAGUUUCAUGACUGUACCUAUAAUGUGUGUUUUCCUGAUUUGUUAGUACUGAUCCAAAACAUUCAGUUUAGUUCCAUUUUUCCUACUAGCAGAUUCCUAGGCCCCUGUCCCCCAUGACAACAACUGAAUUGAGCCUGAGGACUUCCAGGUGGGGGCAGGUGGGUUCCAGCCUUAGCAAGUUGCCUGCAUCAGGAAAUGCCUUUCUGAUCCCUAGAGCUGUCUAUUGCUGUGACUUUCACCAUUUCCUGCUUUAUGUCUUCCUUAAUUCUGGGGAGAUGGCAGUGUUUCCCUCUAGGACCUGAUCUAAUUGUGUACCAGCCUGGGAAGAUCCCCUGCCAUGUGCCUGCCUGCAAUCUCUCCCCCAGUCCUGUCCCAGUCACCAGUAGAAAUGCUAACACACUUGCCCAGGACCUGUGUCAUCCACUAAAAUUCCCUAGUUGACUGGGACUCUAUUGGCUCAGCUGCAGAGAUUAUUAAUAAAGAUGUGGUUGCCU
Messenger RNA from Octodon degus (degu), 1905 nucleotides. RefSeq names its product pleckstrin homology domain containing B1 (gene Plekhb1). Gene Ontology annotation, cellular component: membrane. The record is from RefSeq and is a predicted model, not a curated record. The transcript has 8 exons. Gene Ontology annotation, biological process: regulation of cell differentiation. The coding region runs from base 10 to 837 and encodes 275 amino acids. Lineage: Eukaryota; Metazoa; Chordata; Mammalia; Rodentia; Octodontidae.